Molecule: messenger RNA, 660 nt
Organism: Fomitopsis serialis
Lineage: Eukaryota; Fungi; Basidiomycota; Agaricomycetes; Polyporales; Fomitopsidaceae
Product: Longin-like domain-containing protein
Exons: 5
Coding region: 1-660 (219 amino acids)
Biological process (GO): vesicle fusion with Golgi apparatus; endoplasmic reticulum to Golgi vesicle-mediated transport; retrograde vesicle-mediated transport, Golgi to endoplasmic reticulum
Cellular component (GO): SNARE complex; Golgi membrane; endoplasmic reticulum membrane
Molecular function (GO): SNAP receptor activity
Source: RefSeq, a predicted model, not a curated record
AUGGUCAAGUCGACACUCAUUGUACGAGCGUCGGACGCGCUCCCACUGGCUGCAAGCGUGGACGACGAGCAGACAGAACGUGCGCUUCAAGAGCACAAGCAGCAAGCCAAACUCAUCUUCCGACGGAUAACACCCAACGCUGAACCCAGGUGUUCGAUCGAGAGCGGCCAGUACACGCUCCACUACCUGAUUGCUGACAACGUGGUGUACCUCGUCAUCGCCGACAAGUCGUAUCCUCGGAAGCUGGCCUUCUCCUACCUCGAUGAGCUGUCGAAGGAGUUUGCGACGUCAUAUGGGGCCAAGGUAGAAACAGUCCGAAAACCGUACGCGUUUGUAGGAUUCGAUACCUUCAUGGGGAAGACAGCUCGGCUAUACCAAGACACCCGGACAGCGAACGCAGCAGGUAGCUCCCACCUAGACAAGCUCAACGACGACCUACAGGACGUGACACGUAUCAUGACCAAGAACAUGGAGGAGCUACUCUGGAGAGGAGACUCACUAGACAGAAUGUCACAUCUCUCAACUUCUCUCCGGUCCGAAUCAGAAAAGUACCGUAAAGCUGCGCGGAACAUCAACAUCCAGGCAAUGCUGCGGCAGUACGCGCCAAUAGGCGCAAUCGUCUUCAUUCUGAUCAUCCUGCUGUGGUGGAGAUUCUCAUGA